Molecule: messenger RNA, 906 nt
Organism: Phaeoacremonium minimum UCRPA7
Lineage: Eukaryota; Fungi; Ascomycota; Sordariomycetes; Togniniales; Togniniaceae
Product: putative sam-dependent methyltransferase protein
Exons: 1
Coding region: 1-906 (301 amino acids)
Source: RefSeq, a predicted model, not a curated record
AUGGCGCUGUCUCAUCUACGUUCACCAGAAGAGUUAGCAAGAUGCCUUCUCGAGAAUGACCGCCGACCAGACCCUGAUCACACUCUUGCCGCGAUCAAACACCGUCAGCGCCUCCUCAGAUCCUGGGGCAUUUCCCACGGCGCCACCAUCCUCGAAAUUGGCUGUGGGCAAGGCGACUGCACAGUCGUACUCGCCGAUGCUGUAGGCGACGAAGGUCUCGUCGUGGGAAUCGACCCUGCGCCGGACGAUUACGGUAUACCCUCUUUAGGCCGCGCCCACAAGCACGUUAAGGCAUCCGUGGUCGGGAAGCAGAUUCAGUUUAUCCGGUCCGAUGCUGUGAGCUAUCUUACCUCACCGACCGGUGUCACUCGUUUCGACUUCAUUGUCCUCUGUCACUGCAUCUGGUACCUAUCCGAACCCAGCAAGCUUGCCGAGAUUUUCGAUCUCGCACGUAGCCAUGCUCGCACCCAGACCAUUCUUCUCGCUGAAUUUGGAAUGGCUGCCUCGGUACCAGCUGCCGUGCCCCAUGUGCUAGUGGCGUGUGCGGUCAACGCCCUGGAGAGCGUACUCACUACAGAGACACUUCGCAAUAUGCAUUGCGUAACUACGCCCAGACAGAUCGCUGAUGCCGCCGAGAGGGGUGGCUGGAUAGUGAAGGAGGAAGACUUGCUGGUGCCUGAGGCAGAGCAGCGUGACGGCUGGCGCGAAGUUGUCAUGGUUCUUGAGAAGCCACAUAGACAGGUGUACGAAAAUGAUGUGGAGAGCCUAGGCGUUAGCGAGAAGAUCAAGAGCAUGCUGCUUGCUGCGAGGGAUGCGGUGGAAGAAAGUGUUCGCAGACUUGAUGGUGGCCUCGCAAAAGUAAGAAACAUGGACGUCUGGGUCGUACGGUUCAACCUCGCUCAGUAG